GUGGCAGCUUUCCUUUCUCAUUGCCAAGAUCCCACAGGAGGCUUCGGAGGUGGCCCAUCCCAGCUGUCACAUCUGGCACCCACCUAUGCAGCCGUUUCCGCAUUAGUUUUAGCUGGCUCCGAGACCGCGUACAAGGCGGUCGACCGCUCGACAAUGUACAGCUUUCUCAUGCGAAUGAAGAGUCCCCAGGGCGGCUUCAAGAUGCAUGAUGAAGGAGAGACAGACAUGCGCGGCUGCUACUGCGCGAUUGCCACAGCUUCCAUGCUUCAUCUUCUCACAGAUGAGCUGCUGGAGGGUGUGCCAGAAUACAUUCGCAGAUGUCAGACAUGGGAAGGGGGUAUUGCUGGUGAGGAGGGUUUAGAGGCGCAUGGAGGUUACUCCUACUGCGGGUUGGCUGCGCUCUGCAUUGCAGGUAGAGCUGACGCCUUAGACCUCCAUGCUUUUCUCAAGUGGGCCGUGCACAAGCAGAUGACCCGUGAGGGCGGAUUUCAGGGGCGAGCCAACAAACUGGUGGAUUCUUGUUAUUCCUUCUGGCAGGGUGCCAUCUUUCCGCUGUUGCACGAAGCCUUCCGGCAGAAAGGUGAGGAAGUUGCGUUGCCAGCGGACCACUGCUGGUUCGCUCCACCUCCGUUACAAACCUAUGUCCUGCUUGCAUGUCAGCACCCUAAUGGCGGACUUCGGGACAAACCUGGCAAAUCGGCUGACUUCUACCACACCUGCUAUGCGCUGAGCGGUAUGGCGGUAAGUCAGUACGACGUUGCGGGCGGAACCGCAGUUGUCGGUGACCCUGCAAAUCUGCUGGAGAGAACGGACAUCUACUACAAUGUUACGAUUGAGAAGGCAGAACGCAAGUGUGCCUACUUCAAUUCCUUGCCACCUUUGUCAGUGGAUGGACGGUUGUGGGCUUAA
This is a messenger RNA of Symbiodinium pilosum, 909 nucleotides long. NCBI's taxonomy places the organism in Eukaryota, Dinophyceae, Suessiales, Symbiodiniaceae. The record is from the annotation of a GenBank genome assembly.